Camelina sativa (false flax) is the source of this 2703-nucleotide messenger RNA. RefSeq lists its product as uncharacterized. Gene Ontology annotation, molecular function: catalytic activity. The record is from RefSeq and is a predicted model, not a curated record. Lineage: Eukaryota; Viridiplantae; Streptophyta; Magnoliopsida; Brassicales; Brassicaceae.
AUGUCUAAGAAGAGACGCUUUCUCGGUAAGCCUCCGCCCAAAACCUCAUCUCUUCCCCCAAGCUCUUCGCACCCUCAUGCGGCGAAGACUUCUCUUCAAUCCCAUGUUUCUUGUGCUAGUGUCUCUGAGCCCAAUCUUAAACCGCCGACCGCUGCUUUACCUCCUCCGAUGCUUUCAGGAUCUAAAGCUAGCUCUGCACCGACAAGUGCCAUUCCGGUUACUGAGCAUCCACACUCAGAUCUGCCUCCUUUGGAUUCUGUAUCCAAAACCCAAUCUCUCGACUUGGCUACUCCUACCCAGGAGGACCAAGUUCAGUCAAAGCCUAAACCCUUUUGGGUUGAUCUGCUCAAGGAUCCUGCGGGAUCUAUGUCCAAGAAAGGAGAGACAUUCAUCCUCGAAUCUGGAGAAAUGUGCGUCAAAAUCCCUAAUGAAGUUAUCAUCAGAAACAACAAGAGAUGGGAGCCUUUCAUUAUUGGUCAAUUCCAUGGAAACCUUCCCCCAAGGGGUGUGCUUCACGCCAUUUUCAAUGGCAUCUGGAGUAAUCGUCACCGCGACAUCACAAUUUCAAGAUUGGGGCCUCGAACAGUGCUUAUCCGUAUUCCCAAUUCUUCCACUCGGCAGAGAAUCUUAACUCAAGGUAUGUGGCUAAUUGAGGGUCAAACAAUGUUUGUUGCUCCUUGGGAACCAGGUUUGAACCCAGAACUACCGGAGCUUACCGAGGUUCCAGUGUGGCUCGAAUUCAGGGGAGUUCCUCCUCAUUUUUUUUCCGAAGAAGGAUUCGAGCACAUCGCAGGUAUAUUGGGACAACCAAUCCGCUGUCAUCAAGCAACAAUUGAUAUGACAAAUCUUGAGGUAGGGAAGGUCCUUACGGUCAUCAACCCAUCCUCUCCUCUACCAGAAGCUGUAAACGUCCAAUUCUCAUCUGGUCAAAUCCAUAGGGUUACAGUUUCUUGUCCUUGGCUUCCGCCAAUUUGCAAACACUGUCAGGAAAUGGGACACAGUAUUAGACGAUGCCCAACUGCUCCCAUUACUUGCUCAUCCUGUAAUUCUUCUGGACAUACUCUCGAGACUUGUCCAAAGUUGAGGAAGGGUAAAACCUCGGAUACUAAAGAGAUGGAGCCUUCAGUCUCUAAGAAGGAUAAAAGAGACAAACUCAAGACAAAAUGGGUGGCAAAGCAGUCACUACCGAAGUCCGACUCUUCUGAAGAUCUAAGCAAAGCUAAAAGGCUCAAGAAAAAGAAACCGAUCCCCCCACACUCAUUGGUCCAGGUCGAAUUAGACUCGCCCUCUAGAGCAGCAACAACAGGCCCCUCAAGCUCCAAGAAGAAACAAAAACCAAAUAAGAAAAUUCAGGAGAAGAGCUCCUCAUCAGAACAGGAUUCCUCAUCAGAUUCAUCCUCAAUAAUGAGCUCAGCUAGCGAGGCCGAGAGAAGUGAAGAGGACGAAACACCUUACUCUCUGCGAAGAAGCCUAAGGAAGUGGCUCCGGCUUAAUAAGCCUGCUUUUGGUAGUAUAAUAGAGACUCGAGUAAAGUUUCGAAAGUCUCAGAAAUAUUUUCAUUCAGUCUUUCCGGACUGGAAUUUUGAAGGGAACUACGAAUUUGAGGAACUGGGAAGGAUUUGGGUCGUGUGGGACAAGAGAGUUAGGCUGCAUAUUCACUCCAAGUCAGGCCAGAUGAUUACUUGUAUUGUGCGUAUGCCUAACUCCCCUAAAGAGGUAGUAUACUCAUUCAUUUAUGCUGUCAACUGCAAAUAUGGGAGGCAACAACUAUGGGAUGAGAUCGAGGAGCUAGCAAAGGAUCCUAUCAUCAGUCUGAAGCCGUGGGUUGCAAUGGGCGACUUCAAUCAAACCUUGAACCCUAGUGAGAGUUCUAUUGGCAGCACAAAGGUUACAAAAGGAAUGCUGGAAUUCAGGAGUUGCUUACUAAAUGCAGGGCUCUUUGACUUGACUACUAGAGGAAAUUCUUUAACUUGGUGGAAUAAGCGUGAGGCCAAUCCUAUAGUGAAGAAAUUGGACCGUAUCUUGGUAAAUGAUAAUUGGCAGUUGGAAUUCCCUCUUUCUUACGCUUAUUUUGGGGAGCCUGAAAUGUCUGACUACUGUCCUAGCUGCCUAAAGUUAGGAGUCCCUCAUAGAUCUAAAAAGCCCUUUAUGGUCUCUCAUUUCCUCUUCCAGCAUAAAGACUUCAUCCCUCGAGUAUCUGAGUUCUGGAACAGCACUACAAUUGAGGGAACAGCAAUGUUCCGAUUUUCCAAGAAGCUCAAGCUUUUAAAAAGAGUCAUCAAGGACCUCAACAAACAGUUCUAUUCUGACCUUGAGAAUCGGGUUAAGGAAUCUCAAGCAGAUCUAGCAUUUCAUCAGGCGAGAUUCCUUGCAAAUCCCUCCCCUCAGUUGGCAACGCUAGAGAGGCAAGCUCAACAGAAAUGGUUCGAGUUGGCUUUGGCUGAAGAGAAGUUCCUUAUGCAAAGAUCUCGCAUAAAGUGGGUUGAAAGUGGUGACUGCAACUCUGCAUACUUCCACAGGAUGAUAAACAGCAGGAUGGGCAUGAAUCAAAUUCAUUAUCUUGUAGAUGACUCAGGCCAAAGACUCGAAGAGAUUCCAGAGAUCCAAAACCACUGUGUUAAUUUUUUUACCAAAAUGCUGGGUACUUCCUCUAAAUCUAUCUCGGAGGAGGAUAAAGAGUUGAUUAGAUCUCUCUCGAGAUAA